AUGGCGGCCCGGAUAUCGCCCACCACGAAGAUUCUGCGCAAGUCUCGUCUGUUUGCGCUCCCGGCUUCGCUCUCUCCCCCAGCACAGUCUCUGACCUCGAGCUCGAACUUUUGGUCGGACACAGCGACACUCCCAUAUCCAACUAGAGCGACCAUUGAGACACCUCCUAGCUCUCUAGCGAGAGGAGAUUGGGGUCUAAAGCGGCCGCUACCAUCCAAGUCCACUGUGGACAGCUCUUCGAACCCUGUUGUCCGGGUGAACUAUCUCGAUACUUACGAGCACAUCACGGACUUCCACUCUGCAAAUGACCACGCCCUCACUCUUAAGAAAUAUCAGGAGUUGUCUCUCCCUAUAUCCUCAACAACUCAUGGCACAUCAUCACUGGUGGGUAGUGGUCGACAUACGAGUGUCUUUGAAAGCUCGACCGAUAAUAUGACCACAUCCGAAGACCAAAGCUCCGAAAAGAAACUGAGAUACAGAUUCAAGGGUCCAUGGCUAGCUGGAAUGACGGAAAUUGAAUUUGAAAGAUACCUGAAGAAGGUACGGAAACAGAAACCAGAGUUCCUACAGAGACUCCGCGAAGCAGUCAUAGAGAACAAAGCGCUGCAGACCCGGAGACGGUUGAUGGAUGAAGGGAAAUCAUUCGAGGAGUCAGAUCUACCGAAAACACUGAGUGACGCCGAAUUUGAGAGUGCUCUCCUGGCUCUUCGUGCGGAUCCUGCAGCACUCGGCCCAGAGAUCAACAAGUUUCUCGACCUAGCUACUCCACCUAAGGUCCCCGACAGACGAAUUCACCUACGCAACUGGGCUGCUGGCCCAUCAGACGUAGCGUCACCCCAGUACGCACGAGAUGGCCCUCCUAAGACACAUCCGUCUGCUGGCCUCAGCUACCUGCGUACCCGAUCGCACAUCGAGAACCACCCCAUCGCUGGACCCCAACAGAAUCCCCGCCCAGUCCAAGCUCGAUUGCUGCGCGCAAGAGGCCGUGGCAGAGGAGGGUCGUCCAAGAGCAUAGUCGGUGUUGCCGGAUUUGUUACGGACGACAUUGGUCCAUCCGCUUCUAGAGAUUUUGACAGCCAAAAGGGAUCAAUCCAGUUCGACCCUGACCUCCCUGGUGGCGCCAAAUACUGGGUCAAGGUAGAGAAGGCCACCGUAGAUGCAAAGGGCAAGGUCCUGCUCCGUGUCGACGGCGCUACAAAUUCCGUUAAGGCUCUCUAUGGAGUCCAGGGUGCGGCUGAAGCUCUACCCUCUUUCGUCACCAAUCGCCCUGGUUACGGCCGCCUUGAUGAUAAGCGAUGA
This is a messenger RNA of Nannizzia gypsea CBS 118893, 1299 nucleotides long. RefSeq lists its product as hypothetical. The transcript has a single exon. Bases 1 to 1299 code for a protein of 432 amino acids. The record is from RefSeq and is a predicted model, not a curated record. Gene Ontology annotation, biological process: mitochondrial translational initiation. Gene Ontology annotation, molecular function: structural constituent of ribosome. Lineage: Eukaryota; Fungi; Ascomycota; Eurotiomycetes; Onygenales; Arthrodermataceae. Gene Ontology annotation, cellular component: mitochondrial small ribosomal subunit.